GUGCUGGAAAAACUACUCUUCUUAAUUAUAUUUUGACUGAACAACAUAGCAAGAGAAUAGCAGUUAUUUUAAAUGAAUUUGGUGAAGGCAGUGCGUUGGAAAAAUCCUUGGCUAUAAGUCAAGGUGGAGAACUCUAUGAAGAAUGGCUGGAGCUCAGAAAUGGCUGCCUUUGCUGCUCAGUAAAGUAA
This is a messenger RNA of Protobothrops mucrosquamatus (brown spotted pit viper), 188 nucleotides long. RefSeq names its product COBW domain-containing protein 1-like. The annotation marks the transcript as partial. The record is from RefSeq and is a predicted model, not a curated record. Lineage: Eukaryota; Metazoa; Chordata; Lepidosauria; Squamata; Viperidae. The transcript has 2 exons. Gene Ontology annotation, cellular component: cytoplasm.